This is a messenger RNA of Akanthomyces muscarius, 525 nucleotides long. RefSeq lists its product as uncharacterized. The record is from RefSeq and is a predicted model, not a curated record. The coding region runs from base 1 to 525 and encodes 174 amino acids. NCBI's taxonomy places the organism in Eukaryota, Fungi, Ascomycota, Sordariomycetes, Hypocreales, Cordycipitaceae. The transcript has 4 exons.
AUGGGUUGGUUGGCUGGAAGAAGGCCGAGCCAGGCCGCUCAUCGUACCGCGUGGUACCGAGCGACAUUCCGAUCCUUCGUCGGGGGUUUUCGCCAUAGACGGCGGCGUGUCAUUGGUGGCGGGCAGCUGAAGGCGGCGGGCGGCGAGGCUAGAAAAGACAAAAUCGACGCGAUUCGCAGAGCCCCGGCCCGGAGGCGCCGCGUCGUUGAUGGUGGUCACUUGGGAAGGAGCAGCGUACACAGCGGCACAGGACAGUGCACCGGCGCACGCACCCCAACACCCAGCGUGACGCUCACCUGGCGCAUCAGAGGAGGAAAUCUCACCCACUUCAAGGCUUUAUUAUUCCAAAAUCAUAAGCUCAAUUACCAGCAAGUUGCCUACUUCUACUGGUACCACCUACCUACCACAGUUGCCAUUUGCAUUUGCCAGAGAGCCAAGGGUCAAAGACAGAAGGCACAGGCGAGCCUGGCUCCACCGGGGGCUUUUGCUGGCGGAAACGACUCCACUGUAGCCCUCUCUUGGUAG